Messenger RNA from Rubroshorea leprosula, 897 nucleotides. The record is from the annotation of a GenBank genome assembly. Lineage: Eukaryota; Viridiplantae; Streptophyta; Magnoliopsida; Malvales; Dipterocarpaceae.
UUGUGCCAUCUUAGCUCAGAGACACAGGGGAAGACAAAAGACAACGAAACCCUGAUGGCGCCGAAACGAGGUACGCCGAGAAUCAGUCGGAAUCCAGAUCUGAUACGGGGGAUCGGAAAGUACUCCCGUUCAAAGAUGUACCACAAGAGGGGUCUUUGGGCUAUCAAGGCUAAAAACGGCGGCGUCUUCCCUCGUCACGACCCCAAACCCAAGCCUGCUUCCCCGGCUGAGAAGCCGCCCAAAUUCUACCCCGCCGAUGACGUAAAGAAGCCGCUCCCAAACAAGCGGAAGCCUAAGCCCACCAAGCUAAGGGCAAGUAUCACACCAGGUACAGUGUUGAUCUUACUUGUUGGAAGGUUCAAGGGGAAGAGAGUUGUUUUCCUGAAGCAGCUUCCAUCUGGGUUGCUUCUGAUCACGGGUCCAUUUAAGGUCAAUGGUGUUCCUCUCAGACGUGUGAAUCAGUCUUAUGUCAUUGGCACUUCGACCAAGGUCGACAUCUCUGGAGUCAAUGUAGAUAAGUUCGAUGAUAAGUACUUUGCCAAGGUGGCUGAGAAAAAGAAUAAGAAGGGAGAGGGCGAGUUCUUUGAAACAGAGAAAGAGAAGAAAAAUGUUCUCCCAGCAGAGAAGAAGGAUGAUCAGAAAGCUGUAGAUGCUGCUUUGAUUAAAUCCAUUGAGUGUGUUCCGGAGUUGAAGGCUUACUUGGCAGCAAGAUUUUCACUUAAGGCGGGCAUGAAACCCCACGAGCUUGUCUUCUAGAUGGAUCAUUUUAUAAGUAUUAGGGCGGCAUGCUUUUUUCUUGCUGUUUGUUUGAAGUUGUUUUCGCAGAUGUACUCUUUCGGUUUCAUUGUUAAUGGACAACCAAAUUUCUUCGUUAGGCAGGGCAUUGUGCAAUUUUUA